Suillus fuscotomentosus is the source of this 432-nucleotide messenger RNA. RefSeq lists its product as uncharacterized. Bases 1 to 432 code for a protein of 143 amino acids. The transcript has a single exon. The record is from RefSeq and is a predicted model, not a curated record. Lineage: Eukaryota; Fungi; Basidiomycota; Agaricomycetes; Boletales; Suillaceae.
AUGAGCACAUUCAACUUUGACUUAUCCUUCAUCAAUGUCUCUUCUAAGGGGGAUAUACACAACUGCAAAUCAAUAAAAUAUGACAUAAAGCCCGAUGUUUGCAUAUACCCGUCAAACAUCAAGACCCCCGACAGGUGUGAUGUGACAAAAGCUGAGAUGAUGGUAGAGUUCAAAUGGAACAGGGGCGAUGACCCAUUCUCUACAUUGUCCAGUGCUUCCUCAUUUAUUAUGUCUUCUAAACAAGCAAGAGACAUGAUAGGCCAAAUCACCAUAUACGCCUCUGCUCAGCUAGGUGCUCAGUGGCGCACUCACGCUUACCAAAUCCUCAUCAUCAAGAACUAUGCUUGCCUGAUAAGGUGGGAUCACAAGGGGUUCAUUGUCACUGAGCCUAUCUUCUAUCGAGAGUCUCCUGCCCUUAUCAAUUUCUUCUGA